Daktulosphaira vitifoliae (grape phylloxera) is the source of this 682-nucleotide messenger RNA. RefSeq lists its product as uncharacterized. The coding region runs from base 179 to 646 and encodes 155 amino acids. NCBI's taxonomy places the organism in Eukaryota, Metazoa, Arthropoda, Insecta, Hemiptera, Phylloxeridae. The record is from RefSeq and is a predicted model, not a curated record. The transcript has 2 exons.
GCAAUUUGAGUCUACUCUGUUCACCGCAGUAACGCAAAUUUUAGGGUUUAGAAGAAUACGUACAUCAGCAUACCAUCCACCAGCCAAUGGUUUAGUCGAACGAUUCCACCGAUCACUUAAAACGACAAUAAAGUGUUACGAGACUGAGCACUGGACAGAUGUACUCCCCCCAGUUCUUAUGGGCCUUAGAUCAGUGAUUAAAGAAGAUCUAGGUUUAACACCUGCAGAAAUUGUAUUUGGAAGUACGAUUAGAUUACCUAAUGAGUUUUUUAUGCAGUCAUCAGUGGCGACAGACCCUUGUUCCUUUGCUGAAACACUAAAGAAAACAAUGGAAACCAUACGCCCAGUGUCAACUUCAAACCACGGAAGUAAAAAAGUUUUUAUAUAUAAAGAUCUAGCAUCCUGUUCACACGUUUUCGUUCGGGUCGACCGGGUCAAGAAACCGCUAGAACAACCAUAUGAAGGGCCGUACAAAAUUGUUCAACGAUACGAAAAAACCUUUAAAUUAUUAAUUAGGCAAAAAGAAUGUAUCAUAUCAAUAGACAGACUGAAGCCAUGUUUCGACGAAAAUGAAGAUAAUAACACAAAUCUACCAAUAACAACGAACCAGCACAACCAGAAAAUACAACUACAAGACCAACAAUAAUACAAACAAAACAAACCAAGUCAGGAAGAACCAUCC